CAGAGCGCGCGGGCGGCCGGAGCGCGGCGGGCAGAGCGCCAGGCCGGCCAUGGCCACCACCAGCACCACGGGCUCCACCCUGCUGCAGCCCCUCAGCAACGCCGUGCAGCUGCCCAUCGACCAGGUCAACUUCGUAGUGGGCCAGCUCUUUGCCUUGCUGGCCGCCGUCUGGUUCCGAACGUACCUGCAUUCAAGCAAAACGAGCUCUUUUAUAAGACAUGUCGUUGCUACCCUCUUGGGCCUUUAUCUUGCACUUUUUUGCUUUGGAUGGUAUGCCUUACAUUUUCUUGUCCAAAGUGGAAUUUCCUACUGUAUCAUGAUCAUAAUAGGAGUGGAAACCAUGCACAAAUAUUGUUUUGUGUUUGCUUUGGGAUACCUCAUAGUGUGCCAAAUUACUAGAGUCUAUAUCUUUGAUUAUGGACAAUAUUCCGCUGAUUUUUCAGGCCCGAUGAUGAUAAUCACCCAGAAGAUCACUAGUUUGGCUUGCGAAAUUCAUGACGGGAUGUUUCGAAAGGACGAAGAACUGACUCCGUCGCAGAGAUACUUAGCUGUCAGGCGCAUGCCGAGCCUGCUGGAGUAUUUAAGUUACAACUGCAACUUCAUGGGCAUCCUGGCCGGCCCCCUCUGCUCUUACAAGGACUACAUCACGUUCAUUGAAGGCAGAUCGUACCACGUGGUACAGCUAGGCGAGAACGGCAAAGAAGCACCACACCGAGCCAGGGCAGAGCCGUCUCCCCGCGCGGCAGUUACUCAGAAGCUCUUGGUCUGCGGACUCUCCUUGUUGGUCCACUUGACCGUCUCGAACGCUUUCCCCGUGGAGCACAACAUCGAUGAGCACUUCCAAGCCACAGCCUCGUGGCCGACAAAGGUCAUCUAUCUCUAUGUCUCUCUUCUGGCUGCCAGACCCAAAUACUAUUUUGCAUGGACAUUAGCUGAUGCUAUUAACAAUGCCGCAGGCUUCGGUUUCAGAGGAUAUGAUAAAAAUGGAGAAGCUCGCUGGGACCUCAUUUCCAAUUUGAGGAUCCGGCAGAUAGAGAUGUCAACAAGUUUCAAGAUGUUUCUUGAUAAUUGGAAUAUUCAGACAGCUCUUUGGCUUAAAAGGGUGUGCUACGAGCGAGCCGCCAUGAGCCCCACCAUCCAGACCUUCGUGCUGUCCGCCGUCUGGCACGGCGUGUACCCGGGCUACUACCUGACCUUCCUGACCGGGGUGCUGAUGACGCUGGCGGCACGAGCGGUGAGAAGUAACUUCCGACAUUAUUUCAUCGAACCCCCUCUCCUGAAAUCGCUGUACGACGCUCUCACGUGGGCAGUCACGCAGAUAGCAGUAAGUUACACGGUUGUGCCGUUCGUGCUGCUCUCCGUAAAGCCGUCCUUCGCGUUUUACAGCUCCUGGUAUUACUGCCUUCACGUUGCUGGUAUCUUAGUAUUACUGCUGUUACCAGUGAAAAAAACUCAAAGAGGAAAGAAUACACAUGAAAAUGUGCAGCUGUCACGAUCCAAAAAGCUUGAUGAAGCAGAGAAUUCUUUGGGACAGAAUAGUUUUUCCACAUCAAACAGUGUUUGCAAUCAGAAUCAAGAAGUAGCCUCUAGACAUUCAUCAUUAAACCAAUGACAGGGAAGACACUCAGUGGCUAUUUGUUGUAAGUUAACAGAAACCAAUCUUAGCACCUUCUCAAGGGUUUGGGUUUGCCUGAAAAGAGAGUAAGUUGGGGGGAAAUCAGACAGUUGUCAAUGGGGAAAUUUCCUGUGCACCCAAUUGGAAGUGGAGCGGAAUGAGCCCUCCCAUGCCCUGUCCCCGUGGGCCACGCCUUAUACAAAACAUUCCCAUUAUUUCAAUGGGCUCGGGACCUCAGCCGACGGCCGCAGGGUCAUGUGAGGGCCCUGCUGCUGAAUGUACGUUGUGUACCCAGGGCGCCGAAAAGGUGGAAGAGGAUUGUGGCAUUCUGGGCGACGGAGAGAAAUUAACUUUUCCAAAUGAAUGUCUUGCCUUAAACCCUCUAUUUCCUAAACUGUUGUUCCUAAAUGGUAUUUUCAAGUAUAAUAUUGUGAGAACUCUAUUUCAAUAUUUGAUGUUUUAUGCUAUCAAGGAAUUCUGGGGAAAUUCGAAACAGGAUAUUUAAGAUUGUGGAUAGUUUAAAAAUGCAAUAAACAUCUCAGUAUUUGAAGGGUUUCCUUAAAGUAUCUCAAAUGACUGUAGUGCGUAGUGAACCUGUGAACAGGACAGAUGCCAAGUUACAGGUAGCUUACUUUCCCGGACACUUUAAUUGCCUUGUGUCAGUCAGAGAGCCCUUCAAGGAAGAAUUUCUUAAGCAUAAGUAAGAUUGGUAAUGCGACAUUUCAAGCUCAUUUCCUUACAAAAGAGAGGAAAUGGGGAGGGCGGGCA
Messenger RNA from Pteronotus mesoamericanus, 2383 nucleotides. RefSeq names its product membrane bound O-acyltransferase domain containing 2 (gene MBOAT2). The record is from RefSeq and is a predicted model, not a curated record. Gene Ontology annotation, molecular function: acyltransferase activity. Gene Ontology annotation, cellular component: membrane. Lineage: Eukaryota; Metazoa; Chordata; Mammalia; Chiroptera; Mormoopidae. The transcript is spliced from 13 exons. Gene Ontology annotation, biological process: lipid modification. Bases 50 to 1612 code for a protein of 520 amino acids.